Molecule: messenger RNA, 2234 nt
Organism: Carassius carassius (crucian carp)
Lineage: Eukaryota; Metazoa; Chordata; Actinopteri; Cypriniformes; Cyprinidae
Product: ubiquitin carboxyl-terminal hydrolase 14-like
Exons: 16
Coding region: 167-1645 (492 amino acids)
Biological process (GO): regulation of proteasomal protein catabolic process; protein deubiquitination; proteasome-mediated ubiquitin-dependent protein catabolic process
Molecular function (GO): proteasome binding; cysteine-type deubiquitinase activity; protein binding
Source: RefSeq, a predicted model, not a curated record
CUGAUGAAGUCUGCUCAGUCGCUCGCGGAGCUCAUCGAUCGCGUCUCGCGCAGUUGCAGCGUCAUCGUGGGCUGCUGUUUGAAUGAAGUUCAGAGACGCUCAAAUCUUCCGCACCCCGACUUAAACCCGGCCUUUGGAGUCGAAUAGAAGACAAGACAAGAGAAAGAUGCCCGUAUUUACAAUGAAUGUGAAAUGGGGGAAGGAGAAGUUUGAUGCGGUGGAGCUGAACACGGAGGAGCCUCCCAUGGUGUUCAAAGCCCAGCUCUUCGCUCUUACAGGGGUUCAGCCAGAGAGACAGAAAGUCAUGGUGAAAGGAGGAACGCUGAAGGAUGACGAGUGGGGCAACAUCAAGUUGAAAAAUGGGAUGACUCUUCUGAUGAUGGGCUCUGCGGACGCUCUUCCUGAAGAGCCUGUAGUGCGGCCCAUGUUUGUGGAGGACAUGACGGAGGAGCAGCUUGCAUCCGCGAUGGAGUUGCCGUGUGGAUUGACAAAUCUGGGCAACACAUGCUACAUGAACGCAACAGUGCAGUGUCUCCGCUCUGUGCCUGAGCUCAAAGAUGCUCUCAGGAGGUACUCUGGUGCCUUGCGGUCCUCUGGAGCCAAUGCACCUUCUCAGUACAUCACAGCAGCUAUGCGUGAUUUGUACGAGUCCAUGGAUAAGACCUCGUCAAGCAUUCCUCCCAUCAUCCUGCUGCAGUUCCUGCACUUGGCCUUCCCACAGUUCGCCGAAAAAGGAGACCAGGGCCAGUACCUCCAGCAGGAUGCCAACGAGUGCUGGCUUCAGAUCAUGCGGGUCCUUCAGCAGAAAUUAGAACCUCAAGAACCAGAAACCCCAAUGGAGACUGACAGUGAUAGUGGAGCCGCUGCCGCCGCAAAAAAGAAGAAUUUCAUCGAUCAGUAUUUUGGUGUUGAAUUUGAAACUACUAUGAAGUGCACUGAGUCAGAGGAUGAGGAUCCGACUAAAGGCACAGAGAGCCAGCUGCAGCUUAGCUGCUUCAUCAAUCAGGAAGUCAAAUAUCUCGCCACUGGACUCCGAUUGAGGCUACAGGAGGACAUUACAAAGUUAUCCCCAUCCUUGAAAAGAAAUGCCCUCUAUCUCAAAUCGUCCAAAAUCAGCCGUCUCCCAGCAUACCUCACGGUUCAGAUGGUCCGGUUCUUUUACAAAGAGAAAGAGUCAGUGAAUGCCAAAGUCCUUAAGGAUGUCAAAUUUCCUCUUAUGCUGGACGUCUAUGAGCUGUGCACUGCUGAACUGCAGGAGAAGAUGGUUUCUGUGAGGUCAAAGUUCAAGGUGGUUGAAGACAAGAAGCUGGAGAUGCAGCAGCAGCAGCAGCCCAAAGCAAGUAAUCUAAAGGUUGGGGCUCCGAAGGAAACAAAAUACGAACCAUUCUGUUUUUCUGAAGACUUGGGCUCUAACAACAGUGGUUACUACGAACUGCAAGCGGUUUUGACGCAUCAGGGCCGAUCCAGUUCAUCUGGCCACUACGUCAGCUGGGUUAAAAGGAAAGAAGAUGAAUGGGUGAAGUUUGAUGACGAUAAGGUCAGUGUUGUGACCCCUGAGGACAUCUUGAAGCUGUCUGGUGGUGGUGACUGGCAUAUAGCAUACGUCCUUCUGUAUGGCCCUCGGCGUCUGGAGAUACUGGAGUAACCGCGGUUCACAGAGGAGACUUGAAACAUAAUUGCCAUUUCAGAGCACUGUCUGUAUAGAUGUGCAAAUAAAUUUUGGUGUCUUUAAAAACAUGACCUUAAUAUUUACUGAACUCUUCAUGCAUCAUCACACAAGCGGCAUGUUAAAGGGUUUUUUUUUUUGUAUCCCUUUUUUGGAUGAUAGAUUGCUUGACGCGAUCCUUGUUUGGAUUUGGAGCAGUGGUUUUAUAAAUGUUUUCUAUAUGCAUUUAAUAUUUUUUAAGCCUUGUGAAAAGGCAUUCAUGCUCAAUAGACAGUAUCCCACCGCGGGAGAAGUAGUGACUUGAUUUACAAAGAUGUUCAGACUUACAAAUGCAUCAAGACGUAAGAUUCUGGGAUCUCAUAAGAAACGCAAAUUGUUUACAAUGUUAUGUUGUGCGCGUGUGUGAAUUUCAUAUCUAAGCACGUCUUUAUGCUCAAUUACUGCUUGUCACUGUAAACUCAUCUGUCUUUAAAUACUCGAAUACAAUCAGAGUAAGAGAACUUGAGCUCUGUAAUAUGUUAUUGACUACUGGCUCUUCUGAAACGGUGAAAUAAACAUGCAAUUGACA